AUGGGGGUGAGGGAUGGGAUCGCGACGCCGAGGGCGACGCGGGGGGGUGGGGGGUGGAUGGGAUGUUUUUCGUUUGGGUGUUUCGGGACGGCGGCGAACGCGGACGGCGGCGCGUCGGAGCGCGCGCGGGAGACGACGACGAUUCCCACGGGAUUGGAAUCGGCGUUGGAAACGACGGAGGAUGGAGGGGUGGUCGUGCGUGACGGUGACGUCGCCGUGCGGGCGUCGUCGACGGACGAGGCGCGAGAGGCGGCGGCGCGCGAACGCGAGCGCGUCGAGCGGGACGCGCGCGAACGCGAGACGAGGUUACGUAGUGAGGAGGAGGCUGUGCGUCGACGCGAGCGAGAAGUUAUCGAACGUGAGACGCGAGUGGUCGAACGCGAGCGCGCGCUGGAGCAGAGAGCGGAGGAUGUGGAGCGACAGCUCGCCGAGUUGCGCUCGGAGGAGAAGAGGUUGCUCGACGUCUCGCACGGGGCGCGCGCGCGUCAGACGCAGUCGUCUUCUGGAAUUGAGUCUCUCGCCAACGAUCGCACCGAUGGCGGUGGGUUGAUCGAUCUCGGUGAAGCGGGUCUUCGCGCCGAGCUCGCGCGCGUUCGGAAGACGACAAAGCAGUUUACGGAGAAGGAGCGAGCCAUGUUGGAGCAAAUCAACGCGCUGCGACGAGCGAGAGACGCGAGUGAAUCGCGCGUUCUUCAGCUCGCCGACGAGCUCAAGGACACGAAGAAGGAUUACGAAAUGUGGGCGAACGAAGAGAAGGUGGCGGAGCGGAAAUACGGCGGCGUGGCGCACGCCCCACCGAGCCCGGCGGAGAGCACGCCGAGCCCGAAAAAGUCCACAAUCGACGAUAGAGACUUACCAGAUUGGCUUCGCUCGCCUGAGCCCGAGAGACGAGACUUCGGGACGUCCACGGCCUCGCUGGGAGUUUCUUUCGGGUCACCGACGUAUAAAAAAUUCUCGCCGGGCAAGCUCAUCAUACCCGAGGACGACGCCGAGACGCGAGCCGAGCGUCGUCCCGCCGACGGCGUCGAGGGCGCGGGCGGGCAACACCCAAUCUUCAGCGCCGUCCGCAACGGUCGAGUUCGCGAGGCGCAAGAAAUCCUCGUUGACAAUCUCGACGAUUUCGACGUCGACACCAGGGAUUCGUUCGGGAACACCGUGCUCAUCGUCGCCGCGCAGAACAACCGCAAGCGCGUGACCAAGAUGUGCGUCCGCGCCGGCGUUCCUCUCGACGCGACGAACAAGCAAGGCAACACCGCGCUUCACUACUGCUACGGUUACGGCUACUUCGAACUCGGAGAGUACCUCGUGAACAAGGGCGCGGAUCCAAACUCACGCAACGCCGCCGGCCAGACGCCGUACGACGGCGUGUCCUCCGAGCGCCGACGCGCGCUCGAGGCGCUUCGCGCCGCCCUCGCGCGCGCUCGACGCCCGCUGACCCCCCCCAUCCACCGCACAAACGACGCGUACAUCGACGAUUACGCCGACGUCGACUCCGUCGUCGCGUACACCGACGACGACGACGCGUAG
Molecule: messenger RNA, 1527 nt
Organism: Ostreococcus tauri
Lineage: Eukaryota; Viridiplantae; Chlorophyta; Mamiellophyceae; Mamiellales; Bathycoccaceae
Product: Ankyrin repeat
Exons: 1
Coding region: 1-1527 (508 amino acids)
Molecular function (GO): fatty-acyl-CoA binding; protein binding
Source: RefSeq, a predicted model, not a curated record